Arctia plantaginis is the source of this 1515-nucleotide messenger RNA. The record is from the annotation of a GenBank genome assembly. NCBI's taxonomy places the organism in Eukaryota, Metazoa, Arthropoda, Insecta, Lepidoptera, Erebidae.
AUGGCUUUUAGAAUACACGAAGAUCAAGAAAAUGCCUCCUUGGGGCUUAGAAAAGACAACGUUGAUGUAUUUGCAAACCAGCGGCGUGCCCUUGGUGAUCUCAGCCAAUUCGCGUGCAAUCAAAGUCGUAACCUGAAACUCCCGGUAUUGACGAAUGGACCUUGUAAAGUUCAAGAUGAGAAUAGAACAAUGCGUCAGAUCAAAAAUGAAAAAAAUAUUGUGCCACCCGUGGCGCAAUUUCGCGCGUUCAAUGUUUACGAAGACAAGCCAACGGAGAUUGAUUUAAAAAAAAGGGAGCCUACUUUUAAGCCUUUUGUUGCUAAAGAAAUUAAGAAAGAUAGCAUAUUUAAUAUCAAUGAAAAUGUUAAAGCAAUUUACUCAAAAGCAGAAAAGAAAUCAGACAGGCAAAUCGAUGUACCUUCAACUCGCCCUCCACUACAAGAAAAGAAAAAUGUGAUCGAGUCCCCUAUGUCAGUUGUGGACACCAGUGUGCUUUCAAUGUCUGUAUCUAAAAAUGAAAGUCAAAUACUUGAUGAUGAAGAUGAUGACACUAUCACCGCUCAGACUGACCGAUCAAUGUUCUUCCAUGUUGUGGAAUACAGGCAAGAUAUUUAUGAGUACAUGAAGGAAAUUGAGAUAAAAAAUAGAGCCAACCCCCGCUACAUGCGCAAGCAGCCAGAUAUCACUCACUUAAUGCGUUCAAUCCUCAUUGACUGGCUAGUUGAAGUCUGUGAUGAGUAUGGACAACAGAGUGAGACAUUGCACCUGGCUGUGUCUUAUGUUGACCGCUUUUUGUCCUACAUGAGUGUGGUUCGGACAAAAUUGCAACUUGUGGGCACAGCUGCUACUUAUAUUGCUGCAAAAUAUGAGGAAGUAUAUCCCCCUGAAGUGUCUGAAUUUGUAUACAUUACUGAUGAUACAUACACAAAGCGUGAGGUACUUCGCAUGGAACAUCUCAUCUUAAAGGUGCUGUCGUUCGACUUGUCAACUCCUACAUCACUGGCAUUCUUAUCCCACUACUGUAUAUCCAAUGGAUUAUCUCAGAAGACAUUCCACUUAGCUUCUUAUAUUGCUGAACUCAGUCUCCUGGAAGCAGACCCAUAUCUUCAGUUUAAGCCAUCCAUCAUCGCGGCGAGUUCAUUAGCAACAGCGCGUCACUGUCUUCUGUGCGAGAGAUGUGUGGGUGAAGACAGGACAAAUUGCAACAAAGACGAGAUCAAGGAUAUUCUGGUCAACCCUGCCUGUGCCGCAACAGCAUGGCCCGCGGCGCUUGAGACCUGCGCCGGUUACUCGUUCAGGGAUCUCGAGGCGUGUUUGAGGGAACUCGCUCGUACACAUUCACAUGCCUCAAGUCAACCAUACCAAGCUAUUCCUGACAAGUACAAGAGCAAUAAAUUCGAGGCAGUGUCAAUGAUCGAACCACGUCCUAUGUACCCCGUAGCGAAGUACCAGGCCCCGGCGCCAGCAAACGUAGCCGGCCGCCCGCCAGCACCAGACAACACCAGGAGCAGCUAG